Pelobates cultripes (western spadefoot toad) is the source of this 444-nucleotide messenger RNA. The record is from the annotation of a GenBank genome assembly. Lineage: Eukaryota; Metazoa; Chordata; Amphibia; Anura; Pelobatidae.
AUGGCACAGCUAAAGGGUAAGAAAAACCCUGACCAGGGGGACAAAACAGCCUUUUUCGCAGCGCGACCGGCACCUAACGAAAGCCCAGGCUUAUACGAGGCAGACCAAGAUGGCGGCGGGGAUCACACUCUCCCCCUGCAAACCUCACUGGACCCAGGGAAUAUCCCAGUCACUCAAGAUAUCCUAAGGGCAUGCCUAGAGGAGAUGUCCGACAAGCUGCUGAAAAACAUCCAGUCCUCAGUGACCGCGCUCAGCAAAGACAUCCAGGAGCUCUGCGUGAGAAAGGCCCACAUGGAACACCGCAUUGGCGAAUAUGCAGAGGCCCAUAAUGAUAUGGCGGACCACGUUCAAGCCCUGGAAAAGCAACUUACCUCAGCCCAGCUUAAAAUCUCCGACCUUGAAGACCGUUCACGUCGGCAAAACGUGGCAUCCCAGAAAUGGUAA